UUAAUUGAUCAACUGCCCUCAUCUAUCUGUUUCGGUGAUCAUGUGAUGUAAGGUGGCGCUGAAAUGUGGUUUUGAGACUCCUCCUUUAAAAGUGCCUGCACACUUUGUUUAAAAGGCUAACUGGUGCACAGCUGUGCUUUGAGGUAAGCAAGAGUUUAGAGGAACUAAAAAGAAAGAGCUUCUUCAAAAAGGAAGUUUGAAAUUGAGAUUAGACAGAGACAUUCAAAAAGAAACACAACAGAGAAGUUCUCUGAUGGACAGAAUUCACAAGGUCUGAUACAUACACAUACAAUGACAAAAAACAAUACUCAGUUUUUCCCCACUGCGUCGCCGAACACCACGUCGAAAAUUCCCCAGCCAACCUGCCAGACGGACAACACCAGCUUGCAGGUCCCGCUGGCUAUUUUCUAUUCACUCUUCUUCCUGUUUGGGUUGUCUGGGAACCUGCUGGCUCUCUGGGUGUUUCUCCGAGUACAUCCAAAGAAAAACUCUGUUCGCAUUUUCCUCAUUAACCUGGCUCUGGCUGACUUACUCCUUGUGAUCUGCCUGCCUUUCCGAGUGAUUUACCAUUCCAACAAUGACCGGUGGGUGCUGCCGUCAUUAUUGUGCACGAUGGUGGGCAUUAUCUUUUACAUGAACAUGUACAUUAGUAUAGUCUUACUGGGCUUCAUUAGUGUAGAUCGUUAUCUGAAGGUCCAGAGGUCGUCCUGUAGGCGGGUGUUCCUGCAAAGCCGGUGGAGUGUGCUUCUCUGCAAUGUCAUCUGGGCUGUGGCGUUUGUUUGUGGCAUUUGCUUCAUUGUCCUGGAUACAGAGCAUGGUGAAUCCCAACAGUGCUUCCAAUACAAACACCUGUAUGAAUCCAAAUGGAAAGCCUAUUUCAACUUUGCCAUCGUGGGUAUGUUUUGGCUGGUCUAUGGUGCGUUGGUAAUCUCCUACGGAAGGAUCGGAAUGAAACUCCUAUCAGCCUCCAAAGAGAAACCAGAUUUCCCAAAUGCUGCCAAGUACAACAAAACAGCAUGGAAGUCCUUCUUUGUGCUCUUUCUCUUCACAAUAUGUUUUGUACCCUACCACUCUGUAAGGAUUUUCUACAUCAUGUCACAGAUAGCAAACACCUCUUGCGAGUGGAUAAGUGUAUUGGAUAAGACCAAUGAAGAAGUUCUGCUACUGUCUGCCUUUAAUAGCUGUCUGGAUCCAGUCAUGUACUUUUUGUUCUGUAGUUCUAUUCGCAAAGUGAUUCUGAGGAUAAUCUGUAAUAGGUUCCGUCAGCAAAACAUCAGAGGACUGAACAGUUCUAGUAAUACUCCACAAGAGCUGACAAAUAUCAGUGCAGUCGUGCCUAUGACAAACGCUAAGGACGUCAAACUAUCAAAGACAACAGAGACUGAUAAAGUGGUGCUAUGACUGUUCUUAAAACAUAUUAGCCAUGUCCAAAGGCACAGCAAGGUUUCUUUUCAUUAUUAUGUAAGUAAAGAAUGUGACAGUAUUUACAUACAAUACUGUGCACAGCAGAGUUAAUGGAAAGAGGAAACGCAGUAUUGUGUUGUAAACAGCACAGAGUAUAUUAAUACAUUUUACAGAAUUAUCAAAUAAAAUUAAUUAACAUGCCCUUACUGCAUCAUGAACUAACAAAGAACAACAUUU
This is a messenger RNA of Cyprinus carpio (common carp), 1641 nucleotides long. Its product is annotated as putative G protein-coupled receptor 34. Gene Ontology annotation, molecular function: G protein-coupled purinergic nucleotide receptor activity. NCBI's taxonomy places the organism in Eukaryota, Metazoa, Chordata, Actinopteri, Cypriniformes, Cyprinidae. Gene Ontology annotation, biological process: G protein-coupled receptor signaling pathway. Gene Ontology annotation, cellular component: membrane. The record is from RefSeq and is a predicted model, not a curated record.